This is a messenger RNA of Cladocopium goreaui, 570 nucleotides long. The record is from the annotation of a GenBank genome assembly. Lineage: Eukaryota; Dinophyceae; Suessiales; Symbiodiniaceae.
AUGUCAGUGGCGUGCGAUCCUUUGCGUAUGCUUUCACAUUUCAUUACAGAAAAGCCUGCCUUUUUUGAUUGCUGCGACGUGGCCGCACUCACUGAGUGGGCUCAGCGGGAGAAGCUGGGCCCCAGGUUCAAGGCGGGGAUUGAAGAUCUCGUCAAGCAGGGGGGUCUCUGCACUACAACGGACCAGUUCUUGCUCGGGCUCGGCAUCAUGCUGCCAGCCAUGAGAAAGAAGAUCCUCGAGGCUUGCAAACGCAAGCUGAUUGGAAACAAAAGAGUCCGUUUUGGAGAGGUGCGAAAGUUUGAGCCGAUCCUCAAUAAGAAGCCCAGCACGAAGUGCCCGUGGGUUGAAAUUGACGAAAUUGAAGUUCGUCAUGACAAGGUGACCCUGCUGGCCGCAAUCAGGACCUGGCGCUUUUGCACGACAGGUGUGGAUGGCUUGGAGGAGAUUUCUCUCCUGAGGGAUGCCUUCGAAAUCUGGCGGCCACAGAAGAAGGGCCUUUGGAAGAUGUUGCAGGAUUUAGUGGAAGGCAUUGGAGUUUUCUUCACUUCCCUGCCGUGUUGCAGUAGGUAG